Molecule: messenger RNA, 1000 nt
Organism: Cuscuta campestris
Lineage: Eukaryota; Viridiplantae; Streptophyta; Magnoliopsida; Solanales; Convolvulaceae
Source: the annotation of a GenBank genome assembly
GUCUCUCGGGAGGCUGGAUUAACCACAAGUUGUGGUGAACCAGGGUAAAAUCGGUGUGCCUCUUACUCUUCUCUUUACUUCUCGUUUAUUCAUUUUUUUUAUUCCUGCAAUUUUUGAUCAAACGCUAUUCACCCCCCCUCUAGCAUUAGUCUCUUAUUCUAACAAUUGGUAUCAGAGCCUAACUCGCGUCCAAACUUAACCGUUUGAGAGUAAAGCGAUCAUGGGCUCUUCUUCUAGAAAUCUCUAUGCAGGAAUUGGAGAAGGUCAAUCAACUUCUAGGCCACCACUCUUUGAUGGCACCAACUACUCUUAUUGGAAGGAACGGAUGAGAAUCUACAUUCGUUCCACCAACUUCCAAUUGUGGUUGGUGAUCAAAAAUGGCGAGGAAAUCCCUAUGAAGAAAGUGGGAGAAACCACGGUCCCAAAGACUGAAAACGAAUUUGAUGCCGAGGACAUCAAGAAGAUUGAAAACUAUGCAAAGGCCAUCAAUAUGCUAUAUUGCGCGGUCAACCCCGAUGACUACCGAAAGAUCUCCUGUUGCACAACCGCCAAGGAGAUGUGGGACAAGCUUGAAGUGACGUACGAAGGUACCGAUCAAGUUCGUGAAGCCAAGAUCGAUUUUCUCACCCAAGAGUACGAAAUGUUCCGGAUGAAAGAAGGUGAGAAAAUUGAUGACAUGUUCGACCGUUUUUCAAAGAUCAUCAACGACCUUCAUGCUCUCAAAAAGACUUACACCAACAAGGAUCUCGUGAGGAAAAUCCUGCGGAGCCUCACACCCGAAUGGAGGUGUUAGGCGUGUCGUAGCACCUACAAAUUAAUUUAUUAUUUCCUUGACUUUUAACCCCCUUUAUGAUUCAAUAUUCAUCAAAACAUAUAGAUAGGGCAAGUAAGGGUCGAUCCCACGAGGAAAGAUACUUUUUAGGCUACGAAAAUCAGUUCACUUGUCACUUUUAUUGAAUAAAAACUAACGAAAAUCUAAAACUAAAGCUAAGAGAUAUGG